CCCUCUGCAAUGGGCAGCCGGAGGGGGCCGGCGAUUCUCGCGCCGCCGCUGCUGCUGCUGCUGCUGCUGCUGCUGACCGCGACCGCCGGCCAGGGCAGGACCCAACCCGGACAGCUUCGGGACAAGCAGACCCUCCUAAACCUGAUCAUGGAGAUCAUUCAGCAACUCCAAAAGUACCAGCUGGGCCAGGACGGCAGGUGGCAACUCUUCUCCAAACAGGAUUACACUUUGGGCCGAAGGGAAGUCACCGAUUACGGGGUCUAUCCGGACGAGCAGAGGGUCGAAAUUGUCCCUCGAGAUCUGAGGAUGAAAGACAAGUUUUUAAAACACUUGACCGGUCCUCUCUAUUUUAGUCCAAAAUGCAGUAAACACUUUCAUAGACUUUAUCACAACACCAGAGACUGCACCAUCCCAGCAUACUACAAAAGAUGUGCCAGGCUUCUGACUCGGUUGGCUGUAAGUCCAAUGUGCAUGGAAGGAUAAGGUAGUGACUACCCUUUCUAAAGGAGCAAACAGAACCAGGAGAAGUGCCUUGGAAACUGACAGGGAAAUAGAACUCUCUACCUUUUUAAACAUAUUCCAUUGUGAACAAGAGAUUUAUUUUUGCAGACCAAAAGACUCUUCCAUAAUUCCUUUAACAUGUGUUUUGUAUGUUGUCAACACUGCAAAUCUAUAUUCUGUACAUUAAUCUUACUGCCAGUAGUAGACGGCACUCCUUUUCAAGAAAAACAAAAAAAAAAGGUAACAUUCAACUUUUGAUGUGUAGUCCUGCCAAAUACAGAUAAAACAUGCGUCUUUUUCAACUGGAAAUUUCAAUCUUAUUGACUUGUUCCGAGACCUCAUGGAAUACAUCUUUUGCUCUUCGUAUAAUCGGAAUUAGUUUGAAAAAGAAAGCUUUUAACAGAGGGUAUUGUUACUUGACAGCUUUACCUCUUUUAUGAUUACCCUUCGAGUUUAUUUCAAGCUGCAUGGAAAACUCAAAAAGCCAACUGAAUAAUAUUUUGGAGACAGUGGAGUAUGGAUUUGUGAAAACAGACCCAGGCUAAUUUCAUUUGCUCUAUGUACAAUAAAUGUAUAAAACAUUCCAGCUAAUGUGCAAUAUGUAAAUACUGUAAAUAAAUAUACGAAAUAAAUGAAGUGUUUGGUAUAGUAAGUUGACGCUGAGGUGCUUUUCU
Messenger RNA from Tachyglossus aculeatus (Australian echidna), 1175 nucleotides. RefSeq names its product ALK and LTK ligand 2 (gene ALKAL2). Gene Ontology annotation, molecular function: receptor tyrosine kinase binding; receptor signaling protein tyrosine kinase activator activity. Gene Ontology annotation, biological process: positive regulation of ERK5 cascade; positive regulation of ERK1 and ERK2 cascade. Lineage: Eukaryota; Metazoa; Chordata; Mammalia; Monotremata; Tachyglossidae. The transcript has 5 exons. The coding region runs from base 10 to 483 and encodes 157 amino acids. The record is from RefSeq and is a predicted model, not a curated record.